AUGAGCAUCGUCUACAAAUCCCAAACGCAAAUCAUUCGCGACGACUGCGAGUUCCUCAAGCCAAUACCCAGAGUCCAUCAGCAACGUCUAACCAUCCAGCACUGGCAGCUCAGAGACCUAAUCACUUGUCCCAAGACAAGCGAAGAGUUUAUUUAUGUCAACCAGAACGCCGUCAACGCCUACAACACCAGGACAAAGGCCACCACCCAGCUCAUGAAGGACCUCACCUUCCACCCCACCUCUUUGACAGCUUCAUGCGGGUACCUGGCAGCGGGAGGACAACGAAGCCAACUCAUGGUCCGUCAGAUGAACAGUAAUUGGUUUGCACAUACCUCUGUCGGCGGAUCGAUCAACAAUGCCCUCUGUAUCUCUGAGCACCUUGGAGGCACUCGGCUCCUGAUCAGCAACAACGACGAAACAAUUAAGGUCUACUCGUUGCCAGGACUGCAGCGACUCGCCAACAUUCAACUUCCCACGGCAGUCAACUAUGGAGGAUACCAAAAGAUUGGCACAUAUACAGCGACAACGGAGGCAAGCUUCUCUGAACAUGUCUCCUAUGUGAACCUGGUCGAUGCAAGGACAUUUCACGAUCGACAGGUCAUCCGUGUCGCACCACCUGGCAACGACGAACAUAUCUCUGGCAUUGCUAUGAGUCCAGACAGCAAAGUUUGCUUCGUUGGUCUUGAGAAUAGUGUGCUAGAGUUUGAUGUGGAUACGAUUACUCGGCGGAGCUUCCCUUCAGGUAGUCUGAUCUAG
Linnemannia hyalina is the source of this 756-nucleotide messenger RNA. The record is from the annotation of a GenBank genome assembly. Lineage: Eukaryota; Fungi; Mortierellomycota; Mortierellomycetes; Mortierellales; Mortierellaceae.